Messenger RNA from Malaclemys terrapin pileata, 8609 nucleotides. Its product is annotated as zinc finger protein 271-like. Gene Ontology annotation, biological process: regulation of transcription by RNA polymerase II. The transcript is spliced from 8 exons. Lineage: Eukaryota; Metazoa; Chordata; Testudines; Emydidae. The record is from RefSeq and is a predicted model, not a curated record. The coding region runs from base 182 to 3094 and encodes 970 amino acids. Gene Ontology annotation, molecular function: DNA-binding transcription factor activity, RNA polymerase II-specific; RNA polymerase II cis-regulatory region sequence-specific DNA binding.
GCCAGACUGAGCUGCUGCUCCCCAGCAGAGUGUGUGCAAAGAGAGUCCUUCCCUAGCGCCCCUCUGUGCCCAGCCGUGGGGACUUUCUCCGGGGGCUGGAACAAGCCCCUGGCUCUGCCGACACCAGCCUGAGCCGCAAACUCCAGGAUUUCCCAUCACCAAGCCUGAUGUGAUCUCCUGGAUGGAGCAGAGGAAAAAGCUGUGGACCCCAGAUCUGCAGGAGUCUGAGGAACCGGAACUCCUGAGUGAUGUCUGCACAGCAGGUGAUGGUACGGGGAGUGAGAGCGAGGAGGAGACCCCUCAGCAGGAAGGUCCCGAGCCAGUGGAACCACAUGGCGUGGUAUCGGGAAGAGCCGAAGGGGACGUUUCCCAGAGUCCUGAGCAGGGAAAUCCUCGAGGGACAGGGAAGAGUAGAUCAUCCCACCCGGGCAGAGGUAUCAAUCAGCUCAAAGAUAUUGGGGAGCGGCCCUACCGGUGUGAGGACUGCGGGAAAAGCUUCAGCAGCAGCUCAGCCCUCAUCAUCCACCGGCGGAUUCACACCGGGGAGAGACCCUACAAGUGCCCUGAGUGUGGGAACAGCUUCAACCAGAACUCGGCGCUGAUCGCACACCGGCGCAUCCACACUGGCGAGAAGCCAUAUGAGUGUCCCGACUGCAGGAAGCGCUUCAGCCACGGCUCCACCCUCAUCAAGCACCAACGCACCCACACGGGUGAGAAGCCCUACCGGUGCGAGGAGUGUGGGAAGUGCUUCAGCAUCCGCUCGACCCACGUGCGGCACCAGAAGACCCACACGGGCGAGCGGCCCUACGUCUGCGGGGAGUGCGGCAAGAGCUUCAGCGACAGCUCCUACUUCGUGCAGCACCAGCGGGUCCACAUGGGCGACAUGCCUUACGCCUGCCGGGACUGCGGGAAGAACUUCAUCUGGAGCUCAGCCUUGCUGCGGCACCGGCGCAUCCACACCGGCGAGAAGCCCUACAUCUGUGGUGACUGUGGGAAGAGCUUCAGCGAGAACUCCACCCUGCUGCGGCACCGGCGCAUCCACACCGGCGAGAAGCACUACAAGUGCACCCAGUGCGGGAAGAGCUUCAAUGACAGCUCCUCCCUCAUGCGGCACCAGCGUGUCCACACUGGGGAGCGCCCCUACCAGUGCCCCCAGUGUAGCAAGAGCUUCGUGGACAGCUCCACCCUCAUCUGCCACCAGCGCACUCACACCGGCGAGCGCCCCUACACCUGCCCCGACUGCGGCAAGAGCUUCACCGAGAGCUCCACCCUCAUCACCCACCACCGCGUGCACACGGGCGAGCGACCCUACACCUGUCCCGACUGCGGCAAGAGCUUCAGCCAGAGCUCCAACCUCGUCACCCACCAGCGCAUCCACACUGGCGAGCGCCCCUAUGCCUGUGCCCAGUGCGGAAAGAGCUUCUACCGCAGCUCGGACCUCAUCCGACACCACAGGACCCAUACGGGGGAGAAGCACUAUAAAUCCGGGGCUGAGCUUCCCGGGUCAGACGCUGCUGCCGCCUCCAUUGGUGUGAAAUGGACUAAUUGUCCUUCUCACCCUGAUAGGCUGCAGAGUAACAUUCAAGUCCAGAUUGUCCCAUCCCCCAGAGGGAAGGGAAGGGAAAUGUCUGCAGUGGAACCAGUGACCUUUGAGGAAGUGGCUGUGUAUUUCACGGAGGAAGAGUGGGCUCUGCUGGACCUGAGUCAGAGAGCAUUUUACUGGGGCGUCAUGCAGGAGAAUUAUGAAACUGUUACCUCGCUGGCAGGAUUUCCAAUUUCCAAAUCUGACAUGAUCUCCCGGCUGGAAUGUGAGGAGAAGCCAUGGGUCCCUGAUCUCCAACGUUACGAGGAAAAAGAAAUCCUGAGAAAUAUUCACACAGCAGGUAAUGGGACGGUGAGUGGGAACAACGAAGAAAAUCUUCAUCAGGAAGGUCCUGAUCAAGUGGAACCAUACACGAUGGUAUCGGGAAGAGCCGAAGGGCAUGUUUCCCAGAGUCCUGAGCAGGGAGAAGUCCGUGAGAGGAAGCGGAGGCCAGAGAGGCCGCAGAGAAACCAGCCAGGGGGUAGAUGGGGUAAAUCCACUCAGAGGAGCAGAAGGGUAGAGGAAAUCAGAGAUAUUGUUCAACCGAGAAUCCCUGCUGGAGAGGGACCCUUCACCUGCGGUGAGUGUGGGAAGAGCUUCCGUUGGAGAUCCGUUCUUAUUAUUCACCAGAAAAUCCACAUGGGAGAGAACCCCUAUAAGUGCCUGGACUGUGAGAAAAGCUUCAGCAAGAGCUCAGACCUCAAUCUUCACCAGAGAAUUCACUUGGGGCAGAAAUCCUACAUAUGCACUGACUGUGGGAAAAGUUUCCCUCAGUACCACCUCCUUACUUCCCAUCAGAGAACCCACACGGGAGAGAGACCCUACAAAUGCCCCGAGUGUGGGAAGAGCUUCAGUCAGAGUUCACACCUUGUCAUUCACCAGAGAACCCACACUGGGGAGAGACCCUACAAAUGCCUGACCUGCGAGAGAUGUUUCGGUGAUAGGUCGCAAUUUAAGACCCACCAGAGGAUCCACACGGGAGAGAAGCCCUACAAAUGCCCACAGUGCGAGAAAAGCUUCAGUCGGAACUCGUACCUAGUUAUACACCAGAGAACCCACACAGGAGAGCGACCCUACAAAUGCCCCGACUGCGGGAAAAGCUUCAGUGACAAGUCACAUUUUAAUACACACCAGCGAAUCCACACAGGAGAGAUGCCCUACAAAUGUCCCGAGUGUGGGAAAAGCUUCAGGAGGCGCUCGUACCUGGUUACACACCACAGAACCCACACGGGGGAGAGACCUUACAUAUGCCUGACCUGUGCAAAAACCUUCAGUGAUCGAUCUCAUUUUAGAAAACACCAGAGAACCCACACGGGAGAGAGGCCCUACAAAUGCCCCGAGUGCGGGAAAGGCUUCUGUCUGCGUUCGGACCUUAUUAUACACCAGAGAACCCACACGGGAGAGCGGCCCUAUAAGUGCACCGAGUGUGGGAAAACCUUCACUCGGAGCACCUACCUUUUUUCACAUCAGAGAAUCCACACAGGGGAGAAACCACAGAAGUGUUCUAAUUAGGGAUGGGCCAAGUGAAUGACAUCUCUGCCGGUUCCCACAGUCUCAGCGAGUCAGGCCAGGCUGGAGUGGCCGUGUAAUGGGGAUAUGUAAUGGUUAUCAAAGCAGAGAAUGGAACCACCUUUCUGGGACAGAGUCAUGCAAAGCAGGAGGCUGAGAUAAGAUUUCCAUGUUGUGAUGGGAUUUGAUUAUUACAUCUCAGAAAGCUCUGAAUGUCCUGUGAUCAGCUCCUACAUCUAAAUCAAUUACCUGCAAUUGCCCAGUUCCCUGUGUAGUGUGGGAGCUCUCUUGGAUUCCUUGUUGACACUAAGCUCUCACAUAGCUGCCCCUGUGAGUAAUGCUUUCUCUUAUCUCUAGUUGACUAGGAGACUCUGUCCCAUCCUGACAGACAAGAAGCUGGCCUCAGUUGUUAUUCACACCUUUGUCAUCUGUUGGCUGGACUACAACAGUGCAAUAGAUCUGGGAAUGAAAGCGUCAGCACUUAGGAAAUUCCAGCUUGUACAGAACACUGCAGCACUUCUCUCGACAAAGGCUAUGCAUGGACAACUCAGGCCUGCCCUCAGUCUCUACUCUGGUUUCCCAUAGAAUAUUGAAUCAAGUUCAGGUCUUGAGUCUUAUCUUCAAGUUGCUUCCUGGCCUGCUAGGGGCAAACCGGUGCCUCAGAUGCUGUAGGCAUGGGGCUGUAUUUUCAUAGGAUUUGCAUGAGGAGCUGAGGAGCUCAGUGACCAUCUGUUCAUGUGACACAGGGACCACAAUGGGGUGCCCCAUGAAAAACAUGCUUCACACAGGCAUUUGCAAUUAACAUUUUAUUUACAGCCCCCGUCUCCCCCUCACUUUAUUUUAUUUUUGCAUCAGCAGUUUUGUUCCCAAAGCACCCUCUAACUUAGGUAUUUUACAAACAGUUCUUUUAUUUAUUUAUUUUUCACAACAGGGCUUUGUAAUUUGCUGAAGGAAGAAAAGGUUCAAGAUUCUGCAUUAAGCAUUUAUCUGAGGGUCUGAUUAUUUCAUCUAACACUUUAUCUGGGUCUCUAGCAUUGUCCCAUUGUUCACCCACUCCACUGCUUGAGCACAAUAUUCCUGGGUUAAACAGGCACAAAUAUCUUGGAGUUUUUGGUUCACAUCAUGUGCAGUCCAGCUCACACAGUCAUGGCUGCUCUGGCCUGGGGCAUCUAUGACACAAUCUCGGCAGUCCUCAGACUGCUUCUCUUUCAGACAAUAUAUGAUGAUUCCGCUUAUGGCAACUUGUACAAUCAAAAGCAUAACAGUUUGACCGGUUAUGGGUUAGCACAGCCUCCAUGCCAGAUUUCUUCCUCCGAGUUAGAUAGUAUGUGUCUAUAGAAUCAGCAUCCCCUUUUCUUUUGGUAUCCUAUGGACGUAGGGGUUCUGGGAGUGCUGCUACACCCCUUGGCUUGAAGUGGUUUCCAUUAUAUACAGGGUUUUCAGUUUGGUUCAAUGACUCUCAAUACCCUCACUAUAAAAAUUGUUCCUGCACCACUGCCUAUGGAGCAUCUGGUUUUGGGCGAGGGCAAAAGCACGCCAGGCCCAAACUGUUUGUUCCUUCAUGGCUUUCGGCGGACACAUUCUCCCAGGUCUCUAAAGAACCAUCACUCAGCUGCUGUGAGAUUUAAAAUAAGAAAUGCAGAUAAGGCAUCAUAUUAGUUUUUAUACUGUGCUUGAAAACCUUUCCUUUGUGUGUCAAGAGACCUCUUUAGAUCACAGCUUUUUUUUUUUUUUUUAAUUUGCCUUGGGAUGGUCUCACUCCAUCGACCUUUCAGCUGGAAGCUGAACACGCGAGUCCAUUGGCCAUGGCCGCUAGCAUGGCCAGGUCCUAUUACCAACCCUCUCCAACCCACCCCCCUCUGUUUGAAUUGGGGUAUCCUGAUUGGGAUCUGGAAUGUUAAACCAAAGCUGGGUCAACGGUCUGGCCUCAUGCUCCCCCUCUGCACUGUCUAGAUAACCUUCAUCAGCUGCUUUCCUCGUUGCCCUGCUUCCAUGACAUGCUUCCAGAGUGGCACGCACUGGUUGUGCCAAAGGUAUAUUGGUUCCUUCCGUUCCCACAGUUUCCUCUGUCUGGUGUCUCUUCAUGAGCUGUUUGAGUGUCAGUGCUGGUGAGGCUUAAUUCAAAGGACUGUGAGGAGCCUCCAUCUUUAACUCUCAGACUUUUUUGAAUGGCGUGUCCUCUUUUAUAUGAUGGUUGCACAGUACUUUCUUAGCCAAUAGUUUUAGGGACAAUGCUUUAAAAGGCCUGGUCUCCUCCCAGGUAAGGAGAAAUUUCUGAUCAGUGCAUAGUGGAAUGGAGACCAUUGUAAAAAGGGAAGGAGUGAGAGUGAAGACAUUUGAACACUUUGUUUUGUAUUUUAUAGUUUAUACUUGUUGGAAGGUUACAGUUCAUUAAAUAACAAAGGCAUACGCACCCGUUCCACUGAAAAGAGCCCUAUGUGCUUGUAUUGGGGGGGAGGGUUUAUGGAAAGUGGUGUACCCUGAACCAGCUGGCUUCCCUUUGCUUCAAAUCUCCUCUUCAAUUACACCCUCUUCUACUUCAAUUAUGCCUUUUAAUCCCCACUUAGUUUCUCUGCAUUACAGUUGUACUCACCAUAAAACAGUUUUCUGUAAUUUCUCACUUCUAUCGUCUACUGUCUUGUAUUAUUUGACAUUGUAAAAUAUCUAGGGGCUUGUACACACUACCCCUUCUGUCAGUGUAACUUGUGUCACUCAGGUGUGUGAAUAAGCCACCCCUCUGAGUGACAUAAGUUACACCAACCUAAGUGUCGGUGUCUACUACCUCUUGUGGAGGUGGUUUUAUUAUGCCAAUGGAAGAACUCUCGCCCAUCGACAUAAGUGCGUCUUUACCGGAUGCAUUACAGCAGCGCAGCUAUAUCAGUGCAGCUGUGCCGCUGCAGCACUUCUAGUGUAGACUAGCCUGAGGUGACACAUUGUGUAAAAGUAAAAUGUAAAGUGUUAUAUAAGAACAGAGAAAACUUGACUCUUUAGGACUUCUUCAAUGUGAUGAUAAAAAAGGAAUUGUUGCUCUGCACAAAUACCAUCACAAAGUAUCACCAAGUAUGUAAUCCUCCCAAUGAUUUUGUUACUGUUGUUUUAUUUAUUUAUUGUUACUAUUUCUGAUAGGCCAGGACAAAGUGAUUAGAAAGAUUGGCAAAAUAGGGGGAAUAAAGCUUCAUGAAGCUGGGGAGAGCUUCUGUGUGACAAAUGCCUGUGCUAAAGCCUGACAAUUAACGAAGAAUGCAUACAGUAGUUUCACUAAAAAGUAUUUCAAACAAAUGUCAAAUUUCCCCUAAAAUCGAAGCCAGCUCUCUUAUCCCUAUACCCUGUUUUUUCAUGUUAAACUUUUAGAAGUUAGGAUAGUUUGUAUUUUAAAACUUUAUUUGAUGUGAUUAAAAAUCGUGUGGUUAGCAGAAGAUGGUAGUUGUAGAUAAAAGAAAGGUCAGGUAAAGAAGCGGGGGAGGGAUGUUUCUUUAGAUGACAGUGCCAAACUGGAGAUUAUCUCUGUCCCUGUCUUUUAAAAUUUUGUUUUAAUUGUAAAAUCCCCCUGUAAAUGUGGGGGUGGGGUGGGUUGUUUUUUUAAUACAGUAUCCCAGAAUUUAAAACUUUCUUCACAAUUUCCAAAAUGAUGAGCCUACUAAAAGUCCUAUGUCUUGUAUUUGUAAAGAGAUUUAGAGAAGUUUUUGUCUGAUUGGUGUUUCUUCAUACUGGGCAAUUCAUUUAGGCAAAAUUUUAAAAACAAAUGCUAUUUUUUUUCCAAGUUGGGAUAGUCUCUCUUUUAAACAUUGUAUUGGCAUUUUCAUUUAAUCAGACGCUUCCUCUUUCGGUAGGACAAAAUCAUAAUGUUGGAUGAGAGAGGAUUGGGGUGGUGCUAGUAGUUACAGUAUUAAAGCCUCUAUACAAUGUAAAGUUUUAUAUCUGCAUAGGGCAAUUAAUUCUGUGAGGCCACUUCAGUAUGGUGAUAAAUAAAAUGGGGUGGGGGAGUAAUUGUUUUGCAGAUAGCUCUAUAAAAUAUUGGUACAAAUGUAAAGAUGUUGAUAUAUUUUCAUUAUAUCACAGGGCUUUUUUUAUUAGUCCAAAGGAUCUGAUGGCGUUUUGCAGCAGUGCCACAGCACAAUUCUCUCAAUGUCUUUGCUCCCCAUCUUACUUUUAGGUGUUUAGUCACUGCUAUUCUGUGAGGCUCCAAUGUGUGUCUCGUGGCACUAACAAAAGUUGUUGUUGCUUUGGAGGUACUUCUCUAAAAUAUCACUAGACAUAUAAAGACCAGAAGAUUUGGAUUAUGGUACAGUGUUCUUCAUCUAAGUCAGUUAUGACCAGUCUUGCGCCUGUAUGUAUACCCAUUCCUCCUGAUGCCUUUGGAAGUAUUUAUAUAUUUAGUAUUUCUGCCCUUCGUGAAAAAGUGACUAGAAAAAUAACAGUGGGAAUGCAAUGCCUGAUGAGGUUGGGGAGAGCUUAUGUAUGAUAUGCUUUAACAUGGGUAAAUGCAUGACAACUAACAAAGAAUGGAUACAAAAUUUUCAUUGAAUAAAAAUUUCAAACAAUCAUGAAAAUGUCUCCUAAAAUCCUGGGCAACUCUUAUCCUCAUGCCCUGUUUUUUCAUGUUACCUUCAAAAGUUUGGGUAAGUGUGUGAAUGUGGAUGUUUGCAUCUGUUUCAUUUUUUUUUUUUUAUAUUUUGCUAAAUGUGCAAAGUAAGUUAAUGCAAAAUAAGUACUGCUAAAGCAUUUAAAAUACAUUGAAUCUUAAGGACAUUUUAUUUGUAGCUACUGCCUCUCAAAGACUUAAAAUAGAGGUUUCCUUAAUGCUCCAUUGUUGUUUUUAUUUUAUUUAUUAAAUCCAAUAUGCUAAAUGUGGCAUAUCUAUAAAAUAGUAUGCUCUUUGGCUUGAAUAUAUGCUUGUUUCGGGAAGUAGGAGAUGAUAGCAGAGAAAUUCCUCAGACUUCAUUUUGAAUAAGCAAGAGUCACUCCACUAUUGGAAGCUGCAGGUCACAUGAUAUUUAUAGAGUAUAUGCAACCAAAAGUAGGGGAAAGGUCAGCAGAUCAUAACUCUGAGGUAAACGACAGCACUGAGCAUUUGUGGAAUGUUGGUAUUGAGCAUGUGCAGUAAAGCUCACAAAAAACACCUGGCCAUUCAAACAAACGUGAGUGUAGUAUACUGGGGGAAAAAAGGCAUCUAGAAUGUUUUGACAGGACAGUGUAAAAGUCGAUGUGUCAGUGGGUAGCAGACAGUGCAGAUAGAGCUGAGGAGAGAAGAGUGGACAAGAGGAGUCCUGAAGAAGGCAGCAGUAGCAAGCAGCGACACCAGAAGGAGUCCUGUGUCAGCAGACAGAUGUGGGAGGACAUCUGGAGCUCCGAGAACAUAUCAUCCCGAGUCCGCUGUUUUCGCCUUCUAAUCUUCACUAGCCUCUGCGAAGGAGAAACAUUUGCUGCUGGUGGAGGACAAGGGAGAGGUGGUUAAAAAAGACACAUUUUAGAGAACAAUGGGUACGCUCUUUCACAUUAAAUGUUGCUGUUCACAUUA